Molecule: messenger RNA, 1506 nt
Organism: Cercocebus atys (sooty mangabey)
Lineage: Eukaryota; Metazoa; Chordata; Mammalia; Primates; Cercopithecidae
Gene: IRF9
Product: interferon regulatory factor 9
Exons: 8
Coding region: 594-1430 (278 amino acids)
Biological process (GO): regulation of transcription by RNA polymerase II; immune system process
Cellular component (GO): nucleus
Molecular function (GO): protein binding; RNA polymerase II cis-regulatory region sequence-specific DNA binding; DNA-binding transcription factor activity, RNA polymerase II-specific
Source: RefSeq, a predicted model, not a curated record
GCCUGACCCUCCCUGGACUCAGGACCAGGAAGGAGCUGACACCCUGGAUGGUCAAGGGAGGCCCUCCCCAUCCAGCCACCUGGCCUGGGCUCCCUCCCUCCCUGCCUCCUUUCUUCCUUUCAUCGAAUUCGACUGGUAUUUGAAGUCACCCAGUAUGUAUCAGGUGGGCACUGUAGGGGAACACAGAUGCACAGGUGUACACAGCAAUCCAGAGGUCCCAAGCCUGACUCCAGGAAACUGGCCUCCCUGGGGAAGCCGCAGUGUCACCCAGAGAAGGUCAGAUACAAGCAAGAGUAUCUGAGGGAGGAAGGGGAAUGAGCCAGGAUGGAGCUGAGCCGGUAGAGCAGGGCCCCCCUGCUGCGACAGUGGCAUCCUGAUAGUGAGCUGCUUAGAUGCUGCUGCCCCCUGGUGGCCACCAGUUCCCUGCAACUCUGAGACCACGUGAUUUCUGGGAAAAGGCCCUCCCUGGAGGAGAACCGAAACUUAGGGUGGGGACUGUAGAAAGGGGUGGAGAGAUCAGCCGCCCAGCCAGGAGUUAAGCUGAGGUCGUCUGAGCCCUGCAACAGCCUGGACAGCAACUCAGGCAACUCAGGAUGGCAUCAGGCAGGGCACGCUGUACCCGAAAACUCCGGAACUGGGUGGUGGAGCAAGUGGAGAGCGGGCAGUUCCCUGGAGUGUGCUGGGAUGAUACAGCUAAGACCAUGUUCCGGAUUCCCUGGAAGCAUGCAGGCAAGCAGGACUUCCGAGAGGACCAGGAUGCUGCCUUCUUCAAGGCCUGGGCAAUAUUUAAGGGAAAGUAUAAGGAAGGGGACACAGGAGGCCCCGCUGUCUGGAAGACUCGCCUGCGCUGUGCACUCAACAAGAGUCCUGAAUUUGAGGAGGUUCCGAAGAGGGGCCGCAUGGAUGUUGCUGAGCCCUACAAGGUGUAUCGGCUGCUGCCACCAGGAGCCUUCUCUGGCCAGCCAGGGACUCAGAAAUCACCAUCAAAGCGACAGCACAGUUCUGUGUCCUCUGAGAGGAAGAAGGAAGAGGGUGCCAUGCAGAACUGCACACUCAGUCCCUCUGUGCUCCAGGAAUCCCUCAAUAAUGGGGAGGAGGAGGCCAGUGGGGGAGCACUCCAUUCAGACAUCGGGAGCAGCAGCAGCAGCAGCCCUGAGCCACAGGAAGGUACAGACACAACUGAGGCCCCCUUUCAAGGGGAUCAGAGGUCCCUGGAGUUUCUGCUUCCUCCAGAGCCAGACUUGGCCAGGUACUUCCAGGGCCUAGGCCCCCCUCCGAAGUUCCAAGUAACACUGAAUUUCUGGGAAGAGAGCCGUGGCCCCAGCCAUACUCCACAGAAUCUUAUCACAGUGAAGAUGGAGCAGGCCUUUGCCCGAUACUUGCUGGAGGAGACUCCAGAGCAGCAGGCAGCCAUUCUGUCCCUGGUGUAGAGCGUGGGGUACCCAUCUUCCACCUCACCUCUUUGUUCUUCCUGUCUCCUUUGAAAUAGACUCAUUCUUCACACGA